CAGUCUCGAACAGGAGGCGGCGGGUGGCGGCGGCCCGGGGCGGAGGCUGGGCGCGGGGGCGGCGGGUGGCUGAGGAGGCCGGGCCGCCGCGGCCGAGGGCCCCGGGCGCGCUUCCGCCGGCCGCGCCGCGCACGCCGCGGUAAAUGGGAGGCUUGGCCGGCAGGGGCGGGGGCCGCGCAGCCGGGGACUUUCAGGAACUGCAGGAGCGGGCGGCGGCUGGAGUCGCCGAGCGCCAGCGGCGGGGCCUGAGCGCCGAGAGUCGGGGCUGAGGCGGAGCCGCCGCCGGGGCCCAAGCCGCUGCCGCCAGCCUCGCCUGCCCGGCUCGGGCCGACCCCAGUCGCGACGCGGGAGACGAGCCGGCCGUCCCGGGCCGGGGGAUCCGCCCGCCAUGGCCACCAAGGCUCGGGUUUUGUACGAUUUUGCUGCUGAACCUGGAAAUAACGAGCUGUCAGUGAGUGAAGGAGAGAUCAUCACGAUUACAAACCCGGAUGUUGGUGGCGGAUGGUUGGAAGGAAGGAACAGCAAAGGAGAACGAGGGCUCGUUCCCACAGACUACGUUGAGAUACUGCCCAGUGAGGGAAAGGAUCAGUUUUCUUGUGGAAAUUCCGUGGCCGACCAAGCCUUUCUUGAUUCCCUCUCGGCAAGUACGGCUCCAGCCAACCUGUCAGCUCCCAGCAGCAGUAACCAGGUCAGCAGUGGCAAUGACCCCUGGUCAUCCUGGAAUGCCUCCAAAUCUGGGAAUUGGGAGAGCUCAGAUGGCUGGGGAGCCAAGCCAGAGGGGGCUGGUGCCCAGAGAAACUCUGCUAACAAUUGGGACGCUGCCUUCGGCCACCCCCAGGCCUACCAAGGACCAGCAACUGCUGACGAUGAUGACUGGGACGAAGACUGGGAUGACCCCAAGUCCUCUUCACCUUACUUUAAGGAUGCAGAAUCCUCUGACGCAGGUGGCGUCUCCCGAGGCAACAAUCGCAGCACUGCCUCCAUGAAGCUGCCCCUCAACAAAUUUCCUGGAUUUGCAAAACCUGGAAUGGAACAGUAUUUGUUGGCCAAGCAACUAGCAAAACCCAAAGAGAAAAUUCCCAUCAUUGUUGGAGAUUAUGGCCCAAUGUGGGUUUAUCCUUCCUCUACCUUCGACUGUGUGGUAGCAGAUCCCAGGAAAGGCUCCAAAAUGUACGGUCUGAAGAGCUACAUCGAGUACCAGUUAACACCCACAAACACUAAUCGAUCUGUAAACCACAGAUAUAAGCACUUUGACUGGUUAUAUGAACGGCUCCUAGUUAAGUUUGGGUCUGCCAUUCCAAUCCCUUCUCUUCCAGAUAAGCAAGUCACAGGUCGCUUUGAAGAAGAGUUUAUCAAAAUGCGCAUGGAGAGGCUUCAGGCGUGGGUGACCAGGAUGUGCCGUCACCCGGUGAUCUCAGAAAGUGAGGUUUUCCAGCAGUUCCUUAACUUCCGAGACGAGAAGGAAUGGAAAACUGGAAAGAGGAAGGCUGAGAAAGACGAGUUGGUGGGAGUUAUGAUAUUCUCCACCAUGGAGCCAGAAGCACCUGACUUGGACUUACUGGAAAUAGAGCAGAAGUGCGAUGCUGUGGGGAAGUUCACCAAGGCCAUGGACGACGGCGUGAAGGAGCUGCUGACCGUGGGGCAGGAGCACUGGAAGCGCUGCACAGGGCCAUUGCCCAAGGAGUACCAGAAGAUAGGAAAGGCUUUGCAGAGCCUGGCCACCGUGUUUAGUUCCAGUGGUUACCAAGGUGAAACAGACCUCAAUGAUGCAAUAACAGAAGCUGGGAAGACAUACGAGGAGAUCGCCAAUCUGGUGGCAGAACAGCCGAAGAAGGAUCUGCAUUUCCUGAUGGAAUGCAAUCAUGAGUACAAAGGCUUCCUGGGCUGCUUCCCUGACAUCAUUGGCGCGCAUAAGGGAGCAAUAGAGAAAGUGAAGGAAAGUGAUAAACUGGUUGCAACUAGCAAAAUCACUCCACAGGACAAGCAGAUGAUGGUGAAGCGAGUCGGCACCAUGUCUUACGCACUUCAAGCGGAAAUGAAUCACUUCCACAGUAACCGGAUCUAUGACUACAACAGUGUCAUCCGCCUCUACCUGGAACAGCAGGUGCAGUUCUAUGAGACGAUUGCGGAGAAGCUGAGGCAGGCCCUCAGCCGCUUCCCAGUUAUGUAGAGCGGCGGCACGCGGGGCCACCGGAGUGCUGCUCCGGACUGGGGCGAUGCUGUUGGCAGCAGAAGUCUCCCUCCGUCCUCCAAGGAGAGAAAACCAAAAGAAAUCCGACUGGCACAGAGCCGUGCUUCCCUCACCAGCCGAUGUGCGUCCGUUCUUUCGGGAUGUCUGUGAUUCCCGCGCCCAACACCUAAACCAAUGGAAAUUGUCUAUUUUUGGAAAGUACUUAAAUUUAUCAAAAUUUUGAAUGGAAGAUUAGGGUUUUCCUCCCAUUCAUAUUUUACUUAGAAUCGUAAUUUAUAAUUCACCCACAGUCUUGCAAUUCUUACUCAAUGUCAGAUAAUUGAAUACUAAUUGCUUUCUUAAAAAUAUGGAAUAUGUCAGAAUAAAAAAUAUAUAUUUGUAUUUUUAUAACUUUUUUCAGUCCUUCGAAAGUCUGCACACUUUUUCCUCACACUGUUGUGACU
Messenger RNA from Ochotona princeps (American pika), 2634 nucleotides. It is a transcript of the gene SNX9, whose product is annotated as sorting nexin 9. The transcript has 18 exons. The coding region runs from base 389 to 2170 and encodes 593 amino acids. NCBI's taxonomy places the organism in Eukaryota, Metazoa, Chordata, Mammalia, Lagomorpha, Ochotonidae. The record is from RefSeq and is a predicted model, not a curated record. Gene Ontology annotation, cellular component: cytoplasmic vesicle; plasma membrane. Gene Ontology annotation, molecular function: phosphatidylinositol binding; protein binding. Gene Ontology annotation, biological process: intracellular protein transport; endosomal transport; endocytosis.